Messenger RNA from Seriola aureovittata, 1093 nucleotides. RefSeq names its product cyclin-dependent kinase 2-associated protein 1. Bases 192 to 515 code for a protein of 107 amino acids. The transcript has 4 exons. Gene Ontology annotation, cellular component: nucleus; cytoplasm. The record is from RefSeq and is a predicted model, not a curated record. NCBI's taxonomy places the organism in Eukaryota, Metazoa, Chordata, Actinopteri, Carangiformes, Carangidae.
AGCGUCUCUCUCUCCCCUCUUCAUCUUAUCUGAGUGGAAGAGCAGCGGAUCGACAGCCACGAGCCUCUCCGUCAUAAUGAGACUGGAUCGUUUAUUUGGACUUUAAUUACUCCUAACCCUUUUUUUUUUUUUUUUUUUUCCCCCCUUCGGUUUGAUGUAAAAGUUGAUUCAUUUCAUCAGCAGACGAAGCGAUGGAUGCGCCCCCACAGACAAAGACAGUUGGAAACCUCCAGUCUCCCUCAGCAGCUAACCUGGCCACGUUGCAGUCCUAUAGGCCCCUUCUGAGCGACUAUGGACCUCCAUCUCUGGGAUUCUCACAGGGCUCUACUGGAAGCCAAGUGCCUCAGAACAAAUAUGCAGAGCUGCUGGCCAUCAUCGAAGAGCUCGGAAAGGAGAUCAGGCCAACAUAUGCUGGAAGCAAGAGUGCAAUGGAGAGACUGAAAAGAGGAAUAAUCCACGCUAGAGGGCUGGUGCGUGAAUGCUUGGCUGAGACGGAGAGAAACGCAAGGUCCUAGCUACGAACACACAUUCCUCCCUGCAAGAAGAACUAACAGUCUGCGUCUCAUGAAAACAAUAAAUAACUUGCAUGGCAUUUCCUUUGAGAGGAGGAAGUAAAUGAACAAAGGAUGAGGAGGCAAGCUCCUAGAGGAUUAAAAAAAAAAAAAAAAAAACAGUAACACAGUUCAUGACUCCUGAGGGUUCUGGAGGAUCAUUUAAAUCAUUUGUGGGUUAUUGGAAUUCAAAUGAAAGGAUAUCAUGUGUUUUUAUGCCCCACUUUUGGGAUCUUAGUUUUGACUUCAUAUUUAAAAGCAUUGGUUUAUGCAUGCGAAUGGGCCCGGGGGUUAAUUGUAGACACUGCAUGGCUUGUACAGGGGUAGAUGGAGACGGCUUCUUUUUGAUAGUAUUUGGUCUGUUUUUCAGACCCCUAUAACACACAUGACUGAGUGAGUGAGGGACAGAGAUGUGCCAAAUGCAUCGGUUCAUUCGUGUUGAGGUUGGUUUUUGGUAUUAAAAAAAAAAAAAAAAAAGGAAAAUGCUGUUACUUGCAUCUUUGUAUGUAUUUAUUACUCAGUGUAAUAAAUUGUAUUUUCAA